Messenger RNA from Lactuca virosa, 1398 nucleotides. The record is from the annotation of a GenBank genome assembly. Lineage: Eukaryota; Viridiplantae; Streptophyta; Magnoliopsida; Asterales; Asteraceae.
AUGAAUUGGUGGCAAACGUCAUCCGCUCCUUCUUCCUCCCGGAGUCAUUCGUCUAGAAAGAGCUUCGUUAACAAUAACAACGACGCUCCAGCUCCACCACUCGCCGCUCAUGGCCGUCGUGUUAGUAACGGAACUCUACAGCUUAAUCGCCUCGGCCUCGGCUGGAAGUUACGAAAUUUCACCGACGACGACAACGACGUCGGCCAGACCUCCACCGUCAGGGCGCAUCCGCUACCUCUCCCUGACUUUGCUGUUCUGCUCAAACGCGAUUCCAACCUGGAAGGUUUUUCCGAUCAGACAUCGAAGUACAUUCUGCCAUUGCCUGAGGCAAUUACGAGAUCCGGUGAAAACAGAUUAAUUUCACACGGUAUUCGCGUAGAUUGGCAAGGAUCUCGAAGUCCAGCAAUCGGCCCACCAACAACCACGACGGAGACACCGGAUCUAGGUGUGGUAAAUCCAGUUCACCCCUUACCUCUUCCUCCCGGAGUUGUCAUUCAUCCACCUUCUUCUUCCCCGCGUUGUAAACCUGAUUCAGUAUCAAGGAAUUUACAGACACAAAAUCAAUGGCGAAAGGGGAAGCUUAUAGGUCGUGGGACAUUUGGAAGUGUUUAUGUUGGUUCUAAUAGAGAGACUGGAGCUUUAUGUGCAAUGAAAGAAGUUGAAUUAUAUCCAGAUGACCCGAAAUCUGCAGAGUGUAUAAAGCAAUUAGAGCAGGAAAUUAAUGUACUAAGCAAGCUUAAGCAUCCAAACAUUGUUCAAUAUUAUGGUAGCGAAAUAGUUGAUGAUAAGUUUUACAUUUACCUGGAGUAUAUUCAUCCUGGUUCAAUUAAUAAGUAUGCACGCGAUCAUUGUGGGGGAAUGACGGAAUCUAUUGUACGCAAUUUUACGCGUCAUAUUGUCUCAGGACUCGCCUAUUUGCAUAGCACCAAGACCAUUCAUCGGGAUAUCAAAGGAGCUAAUUUACUUGUUGAUGUAAAUGGGGUCGUCAAGCUUGCUGAUUUUGGGAUGGCUAAACACCUUAAUGUACAAGCUAGCCAUCUAUCUCUAAAAGGAAGUCCUUAUUGGAUGGCCCCUGAGCUCUUACAAUAUGGGACACAAAAAGAUAAUGAUCCAGAUCUUGCUCUGGCCAUCGAUAUAUGGAGUUUAGGUUGUACAAUUAUCGAAAUGAUUAAUGGAAAACCUCCUUGGAGCGAAUAUGAAGGGCCUGCAGCAAUGUUUAAGGUUAUUAAGGAGACUCCACCAUUACCUGAAACAAUGUCACCUGAAGGCAAAGAUUUCUUACGUUGUUGCUUUAUUAGGAACCCUGCAGAAAGGCCGAAAGCUACCACCUUACUUCAACAUAGGUUCUUGAGCUCAAACCAGUAUAAAACAGAAGAUCAAAGAGAGGUUUGGUCAUAA